CAGAUAGACAGAAAGACAAGAUGCAAAAAUCUGUGAUCAAUCGACCUCGGCCAAUAUCAAAAAUGUGGUCCUAUCAAGGAAACAGAAAAGUGGAUCAGCCGGGAGAAGGUCAAGCGAGCCCUUGUUUAGCAAACACCGGGCUGCUGCAGAAGAAAGGACAGAGAGAGAAGCUCCACAAAGUCGGCUGCCUCCUCAAACUCAUCAUGUUCUAUAAUUCACCAAAAGUUAUCUUUUCUGCCAACUGUAUGUCGUAUAUUGCAUUCCUGAUGCUCUUUAGCCACAUUCUGCUAAGCAAUUUUCAUCCGGAGUUCCGCAUCGCAGACACGAUCCUGUGUGCUUGGGUUUUCACCUUCUUUAUGGAGGAAAUUCGACAGAUGAUUACGCAUACGGGAAAAACGCUGCUGCGCAAAGUAGUGAGUUACCUCGAAUUCUGGAACACAGCAGACAUGUUUGCUAUCAUUGUCUUUGCGAUCGGAAUGACGCUGCGUCUUGCGCCUUUCAAGAACACAUUCAUGGCAGCGAGAGUUCUGCUGGCACUAGACCUUGUGCUGUUCUACAUGCGACUCCUGCACAUCUUCUUUGUCCACAAAGAACUAGGACCAAAACUUGUGAUGAUUGCUAGAAUGAUGAACGACCUCCUGUAUUUCAUCAGCAUCAUGGUCGUCUUUUUAAUUGCCUACGGCGUCGCAUCGAUGGCCAUACUCUAUCCAAACACGCCGUUCAGUGCCAGGCUUGUCAAGGGCGUCUUAUACAACGCCUACUUCCAGAUGUACGGAGAACUGUUUCUAGAAAGUAUCGAAGGUACGGACUGCAGCAGUAUCGCUGCAGUGUGGCAGACUGGUGCGCUGCCUCGCUGUCCUGAGCUGUCCAACGUCGUGCUGUGUCUGCUAGCUCUCUACCUUCUCCUGACCAACAUACUGCUGUUCAACCUUCUCAUUGCAAUGUUCAGGAAGCAAGGGGUGAAAGGAUGGUUGCCCAACUUGGUCAUAUGUGAAACGGGAGAGUCGACGUCUGGUUCGCUGUGGUCGUGCUUUAAAAGCUAG
This is a messenger RNA of Priapulus caudatus, 1043 nucleotides long. RefSeq names its product transient receptor potential cation channel subfamily M member 5-like. The record is from RefSeq and is a predicted model, not a curated record. Lineage: Eukaryota; Metazoa; Priapulida; Priapulimorpha; Priapulimorphida; Priapulidae. Gene Ontology annotation, molecular function: ligand-gated calcium channel activity. Gene Ontology annotation, biological process: calcium ion transmembrane transport. The transcript has 9 exons. Gene Ontology annotation, cellular component: membrane. The coding region runs from base 21 to 1043 and encodes 340 amino acids.